AUGUUCAGAGAUGUGAUUGUAGAGAACAUUAGUCAUCUGAUGUGUAUGAGAUCUCAUACUCUAGAGAAUUCUUUUGAAUGUCGUGAUUUCAGGGAAGAUUCUACUGAACAUAUAACAUUGACUCAAAAUGUUAUAACUGGCAUAAGAAAGAAACCCUAUAUAAGCAAAAAAAAUAGGAAAUCUUUCAUUGGCUUGUCAUCUUUUAAUCAGCAUAAGGAAAUCCAUACAAGGUAUAAGUCAUAUGAGAGUCAUCUAUGUGGUUAUGCCUUUAUUCAAAGCACUUCCCUUAUACAGUAAGAAAAUGACAAUGGAGAGAUAACAUUUGAAUGCCACAUGUGUGCAAAAAUCUUCAGUAAAAGUUCUAAUCUCAGGCAACAUGAGACGAUUCACACUGGCAGAAAGCCACAUGGAUGUCGUCUGGGUGGGAAAGCCUUCACUCAUUGCUCUGACCCUAGAAAACAUGAGAGAACUCACACUGGAGAGAAAGCACCUGGAUGUCGUCUGUGUGGAAAAGCCUUCCAUCCAUCUGUCCUUAGACGACACGAGAGAACUCACCCCGGAGAGAAGCCAUAUGAAUGUGAUAUAUGUGAUAAGGCCUUCAAUAGAAGUUAUAACUUUAGGCUUCAUGGGAGAGUUCACACUGGAGAGAAACCAUAUGAAUGCCCUCUAUGUGGGAAAGCCUUCAGGAAUCAUUUUAACCUUAAACAACAUGAGACAACGCACACUGUACAAGUCAUAUGA
Molecule: messenger RNA, 741 nt
Organism: Lepus europaeus (European hare)
Lineage: Eukaryota; Metazoa; Chordata; Mammalia; Lagomorpha; Leporidae
Product: zinc finger protein 596-like
Source: RefSeq, a predicted model, not a curated record